Molecule: messenger RNA, 6075 nt
Organism: Amoebophrya sp. A25
Lineage: Eukaryota; Dinophyceae; Syndiniales; Amoebophryaceae
Source: the annotation of a GenBank genome assembly
CACCAUCGAUGCCUGAACCUGAAUGAGAAUGAGGAAGUGCACACAGUCACAAAGUUGCUGAGAUGUUGAAAGCUUGUUUUUUUGGUAUUGCAGUUGCUUGUAGCAGGUGUGAUCACGAUCUACUUCAGCUUCGUUUUUUUUUGUCCACCGAGAAUUCAGAUGAUCGCGAUCGUGUCAUGUCUCGACUCUUUCGCUUUUUUUCGAACUAUUAGUUUGCGACUGCGCUCGAGUCACCUUAUGAAUCGAUAGUCUCUACUUUCACUCUCCUCAUUUAUCAGUUACUCUCUCUCUGUUUCACUUUCAGUUACAGCUACAUGCUACAAGCAUUCCUUUGAGUUUCUGUUUCAAGCUCAACUUCCACCCCCCAUCCAUCAACUACAGCGAAUUGUCAAGCUGAUUCUCAUUUCCUACUUCUCUCCCACUUCCAACAAAUCUUAGCGAAAAAGAGAGAGCGUUAUCUCCCACAUUGUGAGAGAUCAGCAUCAACUUCAACAAACCUAAACCUCGAAAGUCUCUGACUUACUUCUACUUCUACUUGUAUCUCAAUUUCUGAAAUCAAAAUCGAAUUGGUAUCGUAUUCAGACUCAAGCUAUUCGCUACUAGUACUACUUUUUAGAGUGUACUUAAUACUUGUAGUUCUUCUCCGUCACUUGAAUUGAUCAACGACCACAAGCAAACUAAAUAGAUCUAGACCUAGUCCUACUUCUAUCACGAUCAUCAAGAUGAUGCCUUUUGGAGGACAAGGCGCGUCCAGCUUUCUGCGCGCAGCCGCGAACAGGACCAGCAAUGUUGUUCAUUCUGGGGCGGAAGUGUGGCGUCGUCGCCGCGAACGUGUCACGAAUGACAGCCAGUUCAUCAACGAAUUUGAAGGAGAUUAUGGCCCACACUUCGACUAGAUCUAGUUCUUGUUCUAGACGUAGACAUAUAACUAUAACACCGCUUGUGGCUAGUUCUAUGCGCCACUUAUUUCACUUGUCGCUGUCUCGCAAUCGCAUUCACAUUCACACUCACUUGCUGCAGAGAUUGGAGUAGAAGUAGAAGUAGGGGCUGUAGGUCGAGGCGUAGGCAUAAGCGCAACUUAUACGGAAGUAGGAGGGGCUUGGUUAAAGAUGAGGGGCCAGCUGUGCCUGGGCUCUUAUUCCUAUUUUUUUCUAAUCUUGAUACGCGAAGGGAUCUGUUCGCUUCAUGACGCCCGAUGACGUUGCCCGUUUCAAGACCCAGAACUGGAAGGUGAAUGAACCCCGCGACGAGUCUCAUAUUGAGCAUUUCAUCCCUGUGUGCGAAUGUUAUGGCUUUCGAAUGUAGAUGCUUUAUAUUUAUUUGGAUUUGGGUACUACGGCUAGAUCUAGAAGUAGGAGUAGAACCAGGCAUACUGGCAAUGCUCACAGUCGUAGUCUUAUGAGCAGCCUUAUCGUCCAUAUCCAAAUCAGUGACGGUUUUCCUUUUCUUCUAACCUAACACGAUGAGUCCGGAUUUGGCCAAGCAAUAUAUUCAAGAUGGGACUUUCAAGAAGGAAGACCGUACGCACUACGUCCGAACAGCCAAAGGUACUAAACUAUUGUGAAUUUUCUGGUGUGUUCUUCUUCCAUUUACAGCUACAUCUACAUCUACUUCCAUAGCUUCUAUUUCGCGUAGAGCCUUGCUCCUAUCCCGCAACUAGAACGAAUCACACUGCCAUUCCCAUAAACGUAAUCAACUACACACUCAGUUUUUGUUGCCGCGGAGGACGGGGAGGAACUGGAGCUCGUCGCGUUAAGGAAAUAGAGUAGCGUCUGUAUCGUUGUCCUUGUCUGAUUCUCUGACUGUGAACUCGAUUAAUAUUAAAAGUAGACUCUUAAGUUGCAGUUGGACUUGGAGAGCUACUCGUAGAGUCAUCAACUCUAUCACUAUCUCUAUCUCUAAUAAAUGGGGGACAUCGUGGGAUGGCUCUCGCUUUCAAGUACCACGAAAAGGGCGCUGAGUGGGUUGGGGAGCUUCUAUUGAAGAUGAAGACUACUUAUAUAUACUUUUUUACAGCUAAGUAAAACUAAUAGUUGUGAUUGUUUCUGGUCUUUGCUAUAGAUCCUCCUCAUCGACCAACUUACUCAAGUCUCGACCAACCUCAAAACUCGUAAAGAAUCUACUUGCUUUUCAUUUUCUACACACAGAUCCUGAUUUUAAGCCAGCGCGUCAUGGAGGACGAAAAUCGGGAAGCCCUUGUCCACUACCGUUAAGGCUUAUAACUAUUAGGCUAAGGCCUAGUCCUAGUGCUAGCAUUAUUAGAAGUCGAGGUGAUGCCGAUGGCAAUGCUUGUGCUCCAUUUUCCGAACUACUUUAUGUAUCAGGAUAGGAGAUGAUGGAAGUAGAAGCUGAGAUAGAAAUAGGCAUGGACAUGCCCCAUAGAAUGAAUCUUAUCUGAAGCCUUCCCCUUCCCUGUUCUACUUCUAAUUCUUUGAUUGCGAUAACGAUUCCGUGGACGGCUUGGCGCCGCAGAUUCCUGACAUCUUGGACGCGCUCCCUGGUCUUAUGCAGAACUAUCUUCAAAACCCGGAUGGUUGUGGAAACGAUUACGACUACGUCGUCAAAGUAUUUUUUCUUUGGAAAGUUGUGGUAGUUGCUGGUGUUAAUGCACGGCCAAAGUUCUUGAAAUUAAAAACUAUUAUUUACACUGUUUGCUCUACUCGUUUCUACUAUUAGUCCAAAACCAAAAAAAUAAAACUAAAAGUAAAACGAAAACUGCGCAUCUCAUUCUCAGUGUCAAUCUCUUUCAGAAUAAGUACCCUGGAUUGGGUAAGUCGCGAUAUGUUUGGCUAAAAGAAACGGCUAUGACGAAGGGUUGGUUUGCGAAAGGAUCCCUGUCCAGAGUCAAGGCGCGCCGUUUUGGAUCGGGAGUUAUGGAUCUGGUUCGAGACUUAUACACUUAGAUUUAUAGAUGUGCACUGGAGUACUACUUUUGCCUAAUAGGAUUAGAAAUUAAAGCGAGAAACUGAAAAAAGAACAUUUUCUGAACAAGAGGAAACACUUUUCAAGUUCGACUUCCAUCAUUUUUGUGUCUAAUAGAAGCGAGGUGAGCUCCGUCAUGAGGCAGCAGUGCGAUUCUUUUAAAUGUGCACCGGAUGGACGCACAGACGAAGCGCUUGCUGUCAUCUUGACGCUCAAAGGCACAAAGGGGAUUUCUAUCAAUGGUUCGAGAGGCGACGGGGUCAAGUGCAUGGAGCUCUACUUCGCCAACGCAACGCAUAUCAAACCGGGAGAAUCCGUCGCGACCAUUGUGCUGCCAGAGUUCGACAAGGUGAUGGACAAGAUCGUGACCGUGUUGCAAGAACGCGAGAAGAAGCGUCUCAGUGAAAAGAAGACCUCACUGAAAACCGGAGAAUCGACCGAGGGUCUAAAGGUAUUUAUUGUAUUUUCAAGGGUCUCCAUCUACAAACAUACUAGUAGAGAGUUCCGCAUCACCUGCUAGAUAUGUGUCUUCUGUGCCAUCUAAUAGUAAUAGCUCGGCUAUUUACAAUUACAAAGGACUUCGACUUGCUUUUCUAAUUCUAUCUAUCCUCUAUCCCCCAACCACUCCAGACGGAGCCGAAGGAUUAUGGUCUGGUGUUGCCAGAGGGUGUUCCGGUUUUUACGCCCGGACUUGUGGUGUCGAAGGUGAAAGAGAACGCACAAUCCGACGACAAGUAUCUCAUGCUUUGGCGCAGGGUUGAGGAUUUUGCUGCAGAUGCAAACUACGAGAUCGCUGAAGGAAUCUACCACGUAUUUCUAUAUAGAUAUAGAGAUCGUUCUUUUUUUAUCUAAUAGAUUUCGACUCUCUGACUUCUGACUCAACUUCCCCUACCGUCUCGGCCUCGAGCUUCGUUUCAUUUUCGAGACAGCCUUUUUUUAUAACAUGCGACUCAUCAUCCUACAUGUGCACGAUUUUGAAUUUCUGCUAACUAUUAGUUUUAAUAUACUCUUUCAACUUCUCUCACAUUCAGUUUAUGAAGGAGGGAGAAACGUUCGAGUUCACAGAGGAGAUCCCAGCUGGUGCUAUGGUCCGCCUUGUCACCCAGAGCAAGCAUACUCCUCUGAGCAAGUCGGUUGGCCGUGUGCUGCAGGCUUGUGAGGCGCCGAAGGGGUGGCACACGGGGCUGCAGAGGGUCCUCGACAAGGCCACCAUCAAGGUUCUGUGCGAAAAGACCCUUCGCCGACGCUUGGUGCACAAGCUCAACAAGGAGACCCUCUUGGCGAUCAAAGCGGGAAACAAGAAUAAGGAUGAUGAGAAGUCCACUACUACUACUACUACUACUACUACAACAUCUACUGGUUGCAAAAAAGGAGGAAAGGGCAAAAAGAACAACAAGAAGGACACGGAGAUCAACAAGACCGUGAUCAAAGCAAGCGACAAGAUCAAGAAGGCAUCUAAGUCGACCGUGGUCGAGUCUGUCGUUGAGGAGCCUGUCGCUGCGGGGCCGAAGACUACUGCCAAGGGUGGGCGCGGGAUGAAGAAGGCCUCUACUGCUAGCGCGGCUGGAUCUGGUGCUGGAAACUCGUCUACCUCUGCGGCCAGCAGCAAGGACCACCCGAUGCCCGAUGCUCCUCUGGGAACCACGUCUGCGGAAGAGCAAUCCAUGAAGGUGGAUGCCGAUGCGCAGCCGGAGGAACAGGAAGGAGAAAAAAUGUCUGAUGGAAAAGGAAAAAAGAUGAUGAACAAGAAGUCCUCCAUUACUGGGGCAAGCACCAACGCUGCGGCUCAGACCGACGUCAUGAACGACGAAACCGUCUCGACGUUGCAGCUGCUCAAUCAGCAGGCUAACGACUUCAAGGCAGAGGUCAAGGCCAACAUGAAGUGGAUGCUGGAGGAGGAUAGUAGCAAGACCACUAUGGCGACGAUCAUGAACCAAACGUUUUCGGGUGUGGCAGCCAAUUGGGCGCCCCUUUUUAAAGAGGUGUACAGUAUCCAGGAGGAAGCAGUUUUCAAGGUACUAAAAUUAAAAUUUAUUUUGUUGCUAUAGCAGUCGCCAUUUGAAUUCGAGCAGUAGCACUAAUGUAAUAGCGUCUAUUUCUAUGAACAAAAUUUAUUAUAGAUUAUCUUUAUCAUCUAAUACUAAUAGUUUCUUUGUCUGUCGGUCAUGGUAUAUAAUCUUAUUCAUUCUCUAUCAAUGUCAAAGCCACAAAUCAGUUUGCCACGGACACCCUGGCGGUGAACGAAGCGUCUCUGCCAACCAAGUUGAUCAGCCCUGCCGGUUUGUUCCGCACUGUCAAGGACUGCACCGAGAUCAAAUAUGGGGACAUGGCGAAUGGUGUUCUCCUGAGUGGCCGCGCCAUUUAUGGAAACUUCGUCUUUUAGUAGUGCUAGCAGCUAGCUAGUUCUAGUUCUUUCGAUCGUGUUUUUAUUUGUCUUCGAAAUUAAAACGCAUGUAAUAUCUAUCACUUCACACAGUGGGAGUUGCUCUUUGGUGAUGGUGAUUUUGGUUUUAAGUUGGCUCUAAUAGAUGCGCAACGGCAUCACUGAGAGCAUCCAGCUGCGUUUCCGUGCGCAGCUGAAGCCCAGCACCAUGGCGUCUAUUAUGGGACUGAAGACGAAAGGUGGAAAGAACAAAGCGAAAGGCCUGGCGGACGCUGAGAUGCCCGGUUUGGAUGGCAGCGAGGUGCUUACUUCUAUUUGAUAUCGGUCCUAUAUCUUAUCCUCAACUAAUAGUUGGUGAGUCUACUCCUCCUCCUGAGCUAAUAUUGAUAACUUGAUCUCCUCUAUUAGAGACUGAGAACGAAAACCAUGACUCACGCCUGCAACUACAGGAAGCGGCAAAGCGUUUGUUUGAGGUGUACGAGGAGCCGUGGAAGAUCAUGUGCGUGGAGUGGAGCUUCAGCGUUCCCGACGAGGAAAUUAUGGAAUCUAAUAGGAAUAGUAAUAGAGGUCGUUUACAACUAUUGUUUGUGCGUGUAUCUUCUCGUUCUCUCAUCUUGUUCCCAUUAGUCGUCUCAUCUUCUAAUCAUUAGAGCGAGUCCGGCCUUUCCAUCGCGAUCCCGAUGCGCAAGAAGAAGUCGCCGCUGGAAGUGAAAGAAGAGGAAGAGGAAGAGGAGGCGCCGGUCCAGAGAAAGGUGAAGGGUGGCCUUUAA